UUACCGUCAUUUCAACCGAAAGAUGGCGAUAAUGACAAAUCACGUGGUCUGUCUCUUCCAUGUUUUUAAACGUCGGUCCUAAAUUAUUAUUUCCGAUCCAUUCAACCGCUAUUUUUCGAAUUGUGAGAUAUUAUUCAUUUAAAUGCAUGAUGGCUGAGAAUAAACUGCAAGUAAAAUCAGUUGUUGAAAGUAUCACCAAAUCUAAUGAAGAUAAAAGAUUAUAUCGAGGUUUAGAAUUAACAAAUGGUCUUAAAGUUUUAUUGGUAAGUGAUUCUACAACAGAUAAAUCGGCUGCUGCGUUGGAUGUUCAUGUUGGUCAUAUGUAUGAUCCCACAUAUCUGCCUGGUUUGGCUCAUUUGUGUGAACAUAUGUUAUUUUUAGGCACAAAAAAGUAUCCAGUUGAAAAUGAAUAUAAUAAAUUUAUUAAUCAACAUGGAGGAUGCAGUAAUGCAUUCACUUCAUCUGAUCACACUAACUUUUACUUUGAUGUUUCACCAGAAUAUUUGCAAGGAGCAUUAGAUAGGUUUGCACAGUUUUUUCUUUGUCCUCUCUUUACGGAAAGUGCUACUGACAGGGAGAUUAAUGCCAUCAAUGCUGAACAUGAGAAAAAUCUUCAAAAUGAUUUAUGGAGAUUAAAUCAGCUUGAGAAAUCAACAGCUAAUCCAAAUCAUGACUAUAAUAAAUUUGGGACAGGGAAUAAAGAAACAUUGGACAUUAAACCUAAAUCAGAAGGAAUAAAUGUUAGAGAUGAAUUACUCAAAUUCCACGAUAAAUGGUAUUCAACUAAUAUAAUGUCUUUGGUAGUUCUUGGAAAAGAAUCUUUAGAUGAUUUAUCUGAUAUGGUCAUAUCACUUUUUGCGGAUGCACAAAACAAAUCAAUAGAUGUUCCAAAAUGGGAUGAACAUCCAUUUGGCCCAGAACAAUUAAAGACUCGAGGUUAUGUUGUUCCUGUUAAAGAUAUCAGAAAUUUAAAUAUUACUUUUCCUAUCCCAGAUCUUCAGCCUUAUUACAGAACUAAUCCAGGACAUUAUCUUGGGCAUCUUAUUGGACAUGAAGGACCAGGAAGUUUAUUAUCUGAAUUGAAAGCUAGAGGAUGGGUUAAUACACUUGUUGGUGGUUAUAAAAGUGGUGCUAAAGGAUUUGCUUUCUUUAUUGUGAAUGUUGAUUUAACAGAAGAUGGAAUAGAACAUACAGAUGAUAUUGUGACCUUACUCUUCCAGUAUUUAAAUAUGUUAAAAGCUGAAGGACCUCAAGAAUGGGUUUUUAAAGAGUGUCAGGAUUUAGCAGCAAUGACGUUCCGCUUCAAAGACAAAGAACGAUCUCAGAUGUAUGCUUUUUCUCUUGCUGGAAUGUUACAUAAUUAUCCUAUGGAAGAAGUUCUCUGUGGGCCUUAUCUUCUGCAUGAAUAUCGACCAGACUUAAUUACAGAUUUAUUAGAUAGAUUAGUUCCAGAAAAUAUUAGAGUUGCUGUAAUAGGGAAAAAAUUUGAAAAUAUUGUAGACUGUGAAGAAUGCUGGUAUGGUACAAAAUACAAAUUUGAAAGAAUUCCUGAUUCAGUAAUUCAGAAAUGGAAAUUAGUUGGUACCCAUAAUAAUCUUCUUUUACCACCCAAGAAUGAAUUUAUACCAACCAAUUUUGAACUUGCACCUAGAGAACCUGAGAAUUCUAAUUUACCCAUUAUGAUAAAAAAUUCUGAGAUGAGCAGAAUUUGGUUUAAACAAGAUGAUGAAUUUCAUUUACCAAAAGCAAUUCUUAGUUUUGAAUUUGAAAGUCCUUUGGCUUAUUUGGAUCCUCAUCAUUCAAAUAUGACUUAUAUGUUUGUUCAGUUAUUCAAAGAUGCAUUAAAUGAAUAUACUUAUGCUGCUGAACUUGCAGGAUUAUCAUAUAAUCUCAACAAUACAAAAUAUGGAAUGUUGUUAUCUGUAAAAGGUUAUAAUGAUAAGCAGCAUGUAUUGUUACAAAAAAUUAUGGAUAAAUUAACAAAUUUCAAAAUAGAUCCAAAACGUUUUGAAAUAUUAAAAGAAGCAUAUAUUCGAGGGUUGAAAAAUUUUGAAGCUGAACAACCGCACCAACAUGCCAUUUAUUAUACUUGUCUAUUACUUGCAGAACGUAUUUGGUCAAAUGCAGAACUGUUAGAUGCUGCAGAAGAACUUACAGUAGAUAAAGUACAGGCUAUUAUACCUCAACUUUUAUCAAGAAUGCACAUUGAAGCACUUAUUCAUGGCAAUUUAAUUAAACAAAAAGCACUUGAUUUGGUGUCUAUAGUUGAAAGUAAAUUGGAAGAGACUAUGAAAUGGAGACCUCUAUUGCCAAGUCAGUUAAUACGAGAUCGAGAAUAUCAGCUGACCAAAGGAUCCCAUUUCCAGUUGGAGAAAUUAAAUAAUGUUCAUCGCAGUUCAGCUGUGGAAGCUUAUUAUCAGUGUGGGCUUCAAGAGACCAAAUGUAAUAUGUUGGUAGAAUUAUUUUGCCAAAUAAUCACGGAACCCUGUUUUAAUGUCCUGCGUACACAAGAGCAGUUGGGUUAUAUUGUAUUUAGCGGAGUUAGAAGAGCCAGUGGUGUUCAAGGUGUACAUAUUAUAGUACAGUCAGAUAAGAGUCCUGAAUAUGUAGAUUCAAGAAUUGAGGCAUUUCUAAUAUUUAUUGAAAAACAUUUAAGUGAAAUGUCAGUCCAAGAAUUUGAAGCCCACAAAUCGGCUCUUGCAGCAAAACGCCUGGAAAAACCAAAGAAAUUGGUUUAUCUAACGGGAAAAUAUUGGAAUGAAAUCACUCUGCGUCAGUACAAUUUUGAUAGAGAUAACAUAGAGGUUGCCUGUUUACAUAAAUUGACAAAAGAUGAUGUAAUUAAUUUUUAUAAGGAAUUGAUUGCUCACGAUGCACCUUCUCGAAAGAAACUGUCUGUACACAUUAUGUCAUCUGUUAUUAAUUCACAAGGUGAUAAUUCACUUAAUGUUACUGAAAAUGUUAGUGAUGGAUUAAUACAACCACCAGUUUCUCAGCCUUUUACUAAAAUAGAAAACAUAACAGAAUUUAAAAGUGGACUCGGACUCUAUCCUUUGGUAAAGCCAUGCAUUGAUAUAACACCAAAUAUAGGAAUGGCCUCUAGAAAAUCAAAAUUAUAACCUUUUUAGGUAGUAUUUAGAAAAAUCACUUUUAAUCUAUUUAAUAUGAGAACACUAAGCAAAAUUGGGUUUUUAAUUGGUAGACAUGUAUUUAUUUAAAUCAUGUAAUUGUAAAGAUAUAAAUUUCUUAAAUUUAAAUUUGAACUACAUUCAUACUUUUCUCCAGAUAAUCUGCGUGAAAUCAAAGAUGAAUAUACAGAGUUAUAUAAAAUUCAGAUUUUAAUUUGAAAUGUUGUAAUUUACUGAAUUAUAAUA
Messenger RNA from Centruroides sculpturatus (bark scorpion), 3374 nucleotides. RefSeq names its product insulin-degrading enzyme-like (gene Ide). The transcript has 28 exons. The coding region runs from base 60 to 3119 and encodes 1019 amino acids. Gene Ontology annotation, cellular component: cytosol; mitochondrion. Gene Ontology annotation, biological process: peptide catabolic process. The record is from RefSeq and is a predicted model, not a curated record. Lineage: Eukaryota; Metazoa; Arthropoda; Arachnida; Scorpiones; Buthidae. Gene Ontology annotation, molecular function: metal ion binding; metalloendopeptidase activity.